This is a messenger RNA of Gorilla gorilla gorilla (western lowland gorilla), 5094 nucleotides long. RefSeq names its product vitamin K epoxide reductase complex subunit 1 like 1 (gene VKORC1L1). The transcript is spliced from 3 exons. Gene Ontology annotation, molecular function: vitamin-K-epoxide reductase (warfarin-sensitive) activity. The record is from RefSeq and is a predicted model, not a curated record. Bases 159 to 857 code for a protein of 232 amino acids. NCBI's taxonomy places the organism in Eukaryota, Metazoa, Chordata, Mammalia, Primates, Hominidae. Gene Ontology annotation, biological process: peptidyl-glutamic acid carboxylation; vitamin K metabolic process.
CAGUCUCCGCCCGCCGAUCCGGCCUCUCCGGCCGUUGCGCACUCCACCCACUCCCUCCGCGCCCGCGCGCGCCUUCCCCGCCCCGUCCGCCUCACUCCUUUCGGGGCGGUUGGGCCGCGCGCCUGUGGGGGCGGGGCCCGGAGCAGGCGACCGAGCCAAUGGGGCGCGGCGGCGGCGGCGGCGGUGGUGGCGGCGGCGGCGGCGGCGGCGGUGGCGGCGGCGGCGGCGGCGGCGGUGGCGGCGGUGGCGGCUGGGUCGGGCCCCGACGGGCGGCGGCGGCUGAGGUGGAGGCGGAGGGAGGCGGCGGCGGCGGCGGCGGCGGGAAGAUGGCGGCGCCCGUCCUGCUAAGAGUGUCGGUGCCGCGGUGGGAGCGGGUGGCCCGGUAUGCAGUGUGCGCUGCCGGAAUCCUGCUCUCCAUCUACGCCUACCACGUGGAGCGGGAGAAGGAGCGGGACCCCGAGCACCGGGCCCUCUGCGACCUGGGGCCCUGGGUGAAGUGCUCCGCCGCCCUUGCCUCCAGAUGGGGUCGAGGAUUUGGUCUUUUGGGUUCCAUUUUUGGAAAGGAUGGUGUAUUAAACCAGCGAAACAGUGUCUUUGGACUUAUAUUUUAUAUACUACAGUUAUUACUUGGCAUGACAGCAAGCGCUGUGGCGGCUUUGAUCCUCAUGACGUCCUCCAUCAUGUCGGUCGUGGGGUCCCUGUACCUGGCCUACAUUCUGUACUUUGUGCUGAAGGAGUUCUGCAUCAUCUGCAUCGUCACGUACAUGCUGAACUUCCUUCUUCUCAUUAUCAACUACAAACGAUUAGUUUACUUGAACGAGGCCUGGAAGCGGCAGCUGCAACCCAAGCAGGACUGACGCCCGACAGACUCCACCCUAACAGUCUCAAGCCCCUUCCCAUUCAGUUUAUUUUGCAGCAGGUUUUUAUUAUUAUUAUUAUUAUUAUUAUUCACAACAGACACUUUCCCUAAGAAUCUCAAACUGAUUUUUAAAAAUCCGGUAAAUUAGAAGGGGCCCUCGCUAUUUUCUGUGUCAGUCUUCAUUUUAAAUAUGGAUACAAAAAGGAUACACCGAGCCAAUCAAAGACAAGCUUUAACUUUACUUUGAAGUGUUUCUGAAAUGAUAAAAUGUAGCCCUAGCCCCCUGCCCUCAAUUGUAAAGUGAGCAACCACUGCUAGUAAUUCUUUAAUGUGUAUAAAUUCAAUUUCAGGUAUAACAAAUGUGAUCAUGACAUGAAAAUAUUCUAGAAUAGAUACUGUAUUAAAUAUUGCCAUGUUUACAAUAUGUAAUAUGUUUUUAGCCGAUGGAUUUAAACAUGUAGAUUCAACUAGAAUCCAUUUGUGAUAUUUGUAAAUAAAGGUAGAAAUAUUAGAUCCAUUUCUGCAGAACUUACUGUACAGUUUAGUUGGAGUGUAGCACUGAAGAACUGUCAGCUCAGCGUUGACUGAGGAGAUAGUGAAAAUAGCCUAUACACAGCAUCUUGUGAAAAGUACUGGCAGCCGUGGUUGCAGCAAAUAAUAGGGCGAAAAAAAUAAUAACAGGGUGGUCGGUUCCCUUUCAUCUCCCUCUUCUGAAAGGAAAAAAUUGAAUUGGAACGUUCAAGUCCAGUUUGUGUUCAGUCAUAAAACUGGGCCAGUUGUUAACCUUACAGAAUGAGUCAUGUGGCCAGACCUUCAAGUCCAAGGCCUUCAGACACUAAGGAUGGGAAAAUGGGUAUUUUUCUUUGGAGAAAAGCUGGAAAUAUAAACAUGGCAUUUUUAGGUAAAGUUUCUUCCACUAGUUGAAUUUUCAUGCAGAUAUUUUUCCUUAACGUUGGUGCCAGUCAAGCAAAGAGUAUUAUGAUGGAAAAGACCAGUCCAAGCCCCAUCGCUCCGGAGUGGGAGCCAGUGUUCUUGCUAAUUGUUUCUUUCUGCACUAACCACUCAGAUGUCUAAUUUAAUUGUUUUGCAGUCAAAUACUGGAUUUAUAACCUUCAGGGCUAACAUGCUGCCCAGUUUGCUUCAUCGGGAGAAUAGCAACAGGUAGACACAUCUCAAGGCGAAAUCUGCUCAUGUCGCCACUGCUCUCAUAAUGACACACAUGCAGUAAGAAGACUUUUGUAAGGGGAUUUGAGUACACCCAAAUGAAAUUGUGACAGGAUGUUUGUAUGGUUAACAUCUGAUAUCAGAAUGUUAAAAGUGCCUUCUGUCUUAAAUCUCAAACCAAAUAUUUUGCGUGUUGACCUUGGGCAGAAGAAGUGUCCUUCCCUCCUUUCUUCACCGUCAGGUAGAAAACCUGCACUCUGCAGAAGGGUCCUGUGUGAUCACUUAAUCCUCUGGUUGAGAAGCAGCAGUAAUGUUUUUGCUUCCAACCUGAUUAAUCAUUUUAUGUUAAAAAUAGUCAAUGAGACCAGUAUCUCUUGAGUGCUUUAUUUGCCUUCUCUUUGAAGGGAGGGGACGGGCUCUGCUCUGUAAACUCAAAUGUGUAGAGUCAGCAACAAUUCCGUAGCUUCCAACUGACUCAGAAUUGAUGCAACGUAGGUCUUCUGGCCCGAGGCAGGUAUCAAGUCCAAAUCGUAAUGAACUUUUCACCAGUUUCAACCAGUUUCUUAAAAGAGAGCUUAAGUCAAGAUUUCAUCAAGACUUGUGUUUUCCCAUGAAUGUGAAUCUUUCAAUGGCUGUUGGAGUAUGUAUGUACUGUUCUUGCAUUCUGAAGUAGUUAAAGAACUCUAGAAAGUACUGAUUGGCCAUCUGGUGUCUAUGGAGAAAGAAGUCCUCACGUUUGAGGGCUGUACAGUGAGGCCAUCUUGUAGCAGCGCAUCCAGCUCUACCAAGGCAGUCCUCUGGUUCUUUUUUCUAAGCUACAGUGGAAAUGGCCUAAUGGUUAAAACUGUGGUAUACAUAACAUCGGUUGUGCUAAACAAGUUCGUGUCCCAAUAUCCAAUGGUUUUUCAUCCUAUUUUGUAUCAGUCAACAGAGUAUAGUUAAAGCUUGUCUUGAUGUUGCAUUCUUGCAAAUAUCUUCAACUCUUACCUGAGAAAACAUGGGAAAAUGGUCAGCCAGACCCUUCCAGUUUUUCCUUUGCUUUUCUAAGCCUCGGGGAAACCACUGUUUCAGUUGUAUAAAAACUUUUGCCACAUUCCUAUGGCCCAGUCGAAUUAAUACCCUUUUUCUCACUGAGAGAGGAACAUGUACUGCCUGUCAUGACAGCAUUGUAAUGCCAGUGUCUCAGUAACAGAAUCCUGGUGGGUGUUAAUUGGGUGUUUUUUGCCCUGGAGAAUUCAGAUUCCUUUCUAUACCUCCGAUUCUGCCCAGAAGAGGGGGGGAAUCACCAGUGUUACAAAAUUAGAAGAUUGUUUUGCCUGUUUUAGACUGAAUAUUUGAACACUGCAGCAUUACUAGCCACCAGUGUUAAAGGACAGACAAGGGGAAACAUUUGUUUUUAGCAGUAAUUCCAUGCUUCAUCUUUUUUAAGUGAUUUGUUCCAAAUGAAGCCAUUUAUUGACUUGAUGUUCACAAAUAUCAUUUGAAGAAAUAACAGGAAUUGGGGUUAGAUGAUAAAUUCUAGGGAAUCUAGGUGAUUUGGAGGAUUUCAUUUGUUUUGCAUUACAGCUAGUUGCUCUCACUAAAGGUAAAUUUCCGGUGAAAUAACUCAGGUUUAACUAGCUGUGUGCCCAGAAUCACUGUUCCUUCAUACAUGUGUCCUCUCCUUAAAUUCAUUACUUUCAAAUGAUGUUCAAAGCAUUGACUAUUUUCAUUCAAAGAAACUACAUUCGGCCGGGCACGGUGGCUCACGCCUAUAAUCCCAGCACUUUGGGAGGCCGAGGUGGGUGGAUUACCUAAGGUCAGGAGUUCAAGACCAUCCUGGCCAGCAUAGUGAAACCCCAUCUCUACUAAAAAUACAAAAAUUAGCCAGGCGCAGUGGCACACCCCUGUAAUCCCAGCUACUCGGGAGGCUGAGGGAGGAGAAUUGCUUGAGCCCAGGAGACAGAGGUUGCAGUGAGUCAAGAUCGUGCCGCUGCACUCCAGCCUGGCCAACAGAGUGAGACUGUCCCAAAAAAAAAAAAAAAAAGAGAGACUGCAUUCAAAGAGGACCAAGACUACAGUGAAAUUAACUGUUUGCUGGCUGGGCAUGGUGGCUCACACCUGUAAUCCCAGCACUUUGGGAGGCCGAGGCGGUUGGAUCACCUGAGGUCAGAAGUUCGAGAUCAGCCUGACCGACAUAGUGGAACCGUCUUUACUAAAAAUACAAAAAUUAGCUGGGCAUGGUGGCGGGCACCUGUAAUGCCAGCCCCUCCAAAGGCUGAGGCAGGAGAAUUGCUUGAACCCAGUAGGUGGAGGUUGCAGUGAGCCACAGUUGUGCCAUUGCACUCCAGCCUGGGCAAUGAGUGAAACUCUGUCUCAAAUAAAAAAAUAAAAAUAAAAACUAUUUGUUGACUUUUGUUUUUCAUUUAGUUUUGGAAAAGACUAUUUGCAAAAGUACAGAGUUAUCUUCAGCAAUUACUUCAUAACUUAGAUUGGUACCAAGAGUGACAGGAGAUCUUGUCUUGGAAGAUCAUUAUUAGAUGCCAACAAGGAGACCCACUGUGAUUUCUGGUAACCUAUUUGGGGAAAAAGACCUAAUGACCUAAUAUGCAAUUUCUGUCCUCAUGUCUUUUUCUCUAACACACAGGCAUGGGUGAAACAUUUCAGACACCUCAGGCAGCACUUAUGGUUUCUAAUUGUGAGAACUACCCUUCCAUCAAACAAAAGGGGCAAGGGUGGGAGCCCCGGCUACUUGGUUAAACAUUUUUUACUACAAAUUCGCCCAGAAAAGGUGAAAUAUUUUGUUAUAAAACUGUAUUAAGCAUGGCCUAAGUAUUAGGUAUAUGAUCUGUGUAGUAUGUUCCAUCAGAAAUAUUUCUUACUAGUGCUUUAAGCUCCAGAGUAAACAGUCAUUUAAAAUGGAGUUCACUGGGCAGGUUUCCCCUUUAAUCUAGAUAGAAAUACUCUUUAUCAGAGAUUUAAGGCACUGUUUUGCUAACUGGUAAAUAAAACCAAAUGUAAAUAUGUAAGAAUGUUUAUUUGUUGCACAUAACUUUUUUGGUAUAAAAUAAAUGUAGAAGUUACCUGUGGAA